Molecule: messenger RNA, 5787 nt
Organism: Lutzomyia longipalpis
Lineage: Eukaryota; Metazoa; Arthropoda; Insecta; Diptera; Psychodidae
Gene: PDZ-GEF
Product: rap guanine nucleotide exchange factor 2
Exons: 11
Coding region: 1097-5539 (1480 amino acids)
Biological process (GO): Ras protein signal transduction; positive regulation of GTPase activity
Cellular component (GO): plasma membrane; apical plasma membrane
Molecular function (GO): guanyl-nucleotide exchange factor activity; protein binding
Source: RefSeq, a predicted model, not a curated record
UUCACAUGGAUAGAAGGUGUGUGGGUUAAAGUCUCGCAAUACAGCUUUGAGUGAGCCCUCGUUAAUGUGUCCAACAUUUCAGUGGAAGUGAGAGCGUUGAGAGGCACCACUAUAACGCGAAUAUUGUUAAGAGAAACUCUCGCAACUUAUUGAAGUUUUUUCUUAACUAUUUUUUUUUAAUUUAAUAUUUUUCUUUUACUUUUCUUGACUCUUUUGUGGUAAAUGUAAUUUAUUUCGCCCAACUACAUCCCACUGAGGGACCCUUCGAGGAUCACGCGAAGUUCACAAUAGGAAUUGUUUCUGUGGUGUGGUGAAAAGUUGGGAAUUUUUUUUAGGGCUUUCUGGGUGGAGUGAAGUGGCCAACAUUAUUGUUGAGUCGAGUAGUAGUAGAAGUUGUGGUUGUGCAAAGUGGAAAAGAAAAACUAAUAUAAAUUGUAUGUUUGGGUGGAGAAUGCAUCGAGGAUGUGGAAUGGAGGAGAGAUGUUGACGGGAAACAGUUGUUUGGCAAAUAAACAAUUUUAUUAAUUCUUCUUUCAACCAAUAAAAGUUUCCCUCUUCCAAAAGGACUCAAAAGGAAUUAAAAACAAAAUAAAAAAAUAUUUAAAUUUUGUGCUAAAUUUUUUUUCUUUGAGAUCUAAAAUUGAACUUUUUAACCCCGCGGAGUUUUUUUUAUAAACGUAAAAGACCCCACUUGGUCCGGAACCUUUUAUUUCACUGCACUGCAUAUAAACACAGAAAUAAUGUUUAAAAGAGUUUAGUGUACGGAAAGUGUGUGUUUACUGCCUCUUCCUGCUACGUGUUAUUUUGAUAAAAUAACAACAACAACAAAAUUUUGCAUCUAUAAUAUUUUCUAUGAAAAUAAUACAAAAAAAAUAUACAAAACAUGCAAUAAGCCAAUUUAUUGCCAACAAGGGGACAUUGUAUGCAAUUAAAAAAAUAAAUCGAACACAAAAAUUAGUGAUUAGUGACUCUCAUUCCUGGAUUUACAUUUAUUUCUUUCCUGUGUUAACACCAAAAAAAAUGUUAAAACUUUGGGAAACGCAACGGCGGCAGUUGCCGAAGACCAAGCGAAUGCUUCGUGCUGGAGUCGUCUGAAAUGAUUGUUAUUGAUUAUCCAGAAGUAACAAGCAACGUGGCAAGCAAUCAGCAUUUGAGCCCAUCGACCGCAAAGGUGGCAAGGGGUCGAUGUGAGCGCGGGAUGGACCAGAGUCAGCAGCGUGGUGGCUCUGCCUUCAACAUAAUCUACACGGACGUAGACACGGGGCAUCAGUCACGUCCCGAACUCUACCAGAAGUGCAAUAGAGGUAGUCAUUCAAGCGAUACGAGUUCAGCUUAUAGUGGAUCCGACACCAUGACUUCCGUUCACAGUUCAUCCAUUGAUGCCGAUGAGGUUGAUCUCUCGGGGCUUGUGGAGAGUGUGGUGGAUUCAGAUGAGGAGGAUUUAGCUGAGAGUAUGGAUAGUUUAACCGUACGCGAUACAGUACGGGAAUGUUUAGAGAAGGAUCCCACCGAUCGGACAGAAGAUGAUAUUGAGACACUCCUUGAAUUUACGCAAAAGCUCAAAGCCUUCACGAGCCUCACGCUGGCCGUGCGGCGGGCAUUGUGUAGCGUAAUGGUGUUUGCUGUUGUCGAGAAGGCCGGCACGAUGGUUAUGAAUGAUGGGGAAGAGUUGGAUUCGUGGAGUGUCCUUAUAAAUGGUCACGUUGAGAUUGAGCAUGCAAAUGGGGAGCAUGAGGAGCUACAAGUUGGUGAUAGUUUUGGUAUUUUACCCACAAUGGAUAAGUUGUAUCAUCAGGGUGUAAUGCGAACAAAAUGCGAUGACUGCCAAUUUGUCUGCAUCACGCAGACGGACUACUACAGGAUUCAGCAUCAGGGAGAGGAGAAUACGAAGCGACAUGAGGACAAUGGGCAAUUGGUGAUGAUAACUGAAUUGCGCCAUGGGCUCCUUGAUGCUGGAACAAGGCGUGGUCAUGUUGUUAUUCGGGGAACACCCGAACGAUUAAUGUUGCAGCUGAUUGAGGAGAAUUCCAUGACGGAUCCAACGUACGUUGAGGACUUCCUGCUAACUUAUCGGACAUUCAUUGAGAAUCCCAAUCAAGUGGCACAGCAGCUGUUGACGUGGUUUGAGAAUGAAGACACCUCCCCGUCAACGUGCUCAGCAACACCCACCGAGAUUAGGGAUCGUGUCACGCGCACAGUGAUUCUGUGGGUGAAUAAUCACUUUACGGACUUUGAAUUUGAUGGGCAAAUGAUGGAAUUCUUGGAGGCUUUCGAAGUUGGGCUGGAGAAGAAAGCCAUGGAGGGUCAGCUGCGUCUGUUGCACAUAGCUUGCGCUGCCAAAGCCCGUACACGGGUAGUCACACUCACGAGAUCCUCACGAGAUGAGCCGUUGCACUUUGAAAUAAGUGGUGGGAGUGAAAGAGGGGGUUUGGGGGUGUUUGUUAUUGGUGUUGAGAGGCGAACAAAGGCCGAAGAGGUGGGAUUCAAGCGUGGCGAUCAAAUUCUCGAGGUUAAUGGGAAUAGUUUGGAGCACGUGACCCUUGCGAGGGCACUUGAACUGCUUCGGAGUACAACACACCUCAGUGUGACACUACGAAGCAAUCUGUUGGCAUUCAGAGAGAUGCUGGCAACGCCUGAAUGCCUCUCGCCGCAGCGAAGUCGUCCAGCAAGGCGGAGAGUUGUACCGGAUUUGCAGGAUCCACGAGCGAGGCUAUCGGCAGCAGACUUGAUUGCUGGCGUUGAUCAGGCAGAUGCAGCAAUGCGCGUACCUGCUUCCCCACCGGCAAUCCCGAAUCCACCACCAAUGGGCCCCUUGUCAGCUCCACCGGCACCAAGUGCAAAGAGCAGCAGUGGUUUCAUGACGCUGGCGCCGAAGAGACGCCUCCAGAAGGCUCUGAUUAAGAUGAAUCUCCUUCCGAAGAAUUCCCUCCUUCUUGCCACCGAAGGGAGUAUUGAUGCUGAAUCCCCACCUCCAGUACCCAACACAGUUGCGCCAGGAAGUGGUGGUGACAACAGUAGUACAAGUUCAGGAUCUUCCCAGAGUGUUACAACAACAACACCCUCAACGUCGGGGCCAACAAUCUACCAUAGUCAGAGUAAUCCCGAUCUAAGUACCUACUACGACGAUAAUCGGGCUGCAGACUACCCAGAGCACGUGCUGAAAGUCUACAAAGCCGAUCAAACUUGCAAGUAUCUCCUGGUGCACAAGGAGACAACGGCUCAUGAGGUUGUCAUGCUGGCCCUUCAGGAAUUCGGGAUUCAUGAGACAAGUUCGAAUUUCUCCCUGUGCGAAGUCAGCGUGGGCGAAGGUGGGAUGGUUAAACAGCGACGACUGCCAGAUCAAAUGCAAAACUUAGCUGAACGCAUUGGCUUAUCAGCUAGGUACUACCUCAAGACAAACGGUAUCACUGAGACACUCGUCCCGGAUGAUGUUGCCGCCGAGCUUGUGCGGGAGAAUGUGGUGCAUUUCCUUCAGCUCAAUGCCAAUGAGGUUGCCAUGCAGUUGACCUUUCAGGACUUUGCAAUUUUCCGCCAAAUUGAGAGUACAGAGUACAUUGAUGACCUCUUUGAGCUACGUUCCCCCUAUGGGACACCAAUGCUGAAGCAAUUUGCCGAACUUGUCAACCGGGAGAUGUUCUGGGUUGUCACGGAGAUCUGUAGCGAAGGGAAUAUUGUGCGACGCAUGAAGAUCAUUAAGCAAUUCGUCAAGGUGGCGCGACACUGCAAGGAGUGUCGGAAUUUCAAUUCAAUGUUUGCCAUUGUUUCGGGGUUGGGGCACGCCGCUGUGAGUCGCCUACGGGCCACGUGGGAUAAGUUGCCGUCAAAGUAUCAGAAACUCUUUGGGGAUCUGCAGGAGUUGAUGGAUCCAUCGAGGAAUAUGUCAAAGUAUCGGCAAUUGGUUUCAACUGAACUUGUUACACAGCACCCAAUCAUCCCCUUUUACCCCGUUGUUAAGAAGGAUUUAACAUUCAUCCACCUUGGCAAUGAUUCACGCAUUGAGGGUUUAAUUAAUUUUGAGAAACUCCGAAUGAUUGCAAAGGAGGUUCGUAGUUUAGCCUACAUGUGCAAUUCGCCGAAUGAUUUGCUAACAAUGCUGGAGCUUCGUGGGCAACCACCGAGUUCCGCAAUGGUGGCACUCAAUCAGAUGUCCGUGGCUACAUCCGGGGGUGGUACGUCGAACUUCCUCGGGGGUGGGCAGGCAACGGUGAAACGGCGGAAGAAGAGUACAGCAGCACCGAAUCCGAAGAAAAUGUUCGAAGAGGCUCAAAUGGUGCGUCGUGUGAAGGCAUAUUUGAAUAAUAUGAAGGUAACAACGGAUGAGGAUGCCCUGCACGCGUUGUCGGCUGAAUGUGAACCCAGCGGCGGGUCUGCCCCGAGUUCUGUCACCAUCCGCAAGAGGCAUCCAUCGCCAACACUCAGCACAACAUCAAGUACAAGUAGUACGAGUGAAGGGAAGAAAUCGGCGCAUAUUUCAACAGCUGGUGCUGCCAUUGGGGCUGCUGUGUCAACAGCUGCAGCCAGUGGGAAGUUUGGAGCUGCAUCACCGCAGGCUGUUAAGAAAAUCCUGGCGCUUUCGGAGCAGAGCAAAACACGCCCCCACCAUCCAAAACAUCCGGGGAUUGUCCUCCCUGGCCUUGGGCAUUACACAUCAACGCUUCAGCAAUCAUCCAUUAGUCCAUCACCCUCACCAAAUACCCACCGACGCAUUAACCCGAGUAGUAGUGCAGGAUCCGUCUCGUAUUCAGCUCAUAGCUUCCCAAGUGGGCACGUAGGUGGACGCGCUAUUCACGAGAGAAGUCACUCAGAUACCCCAACUCCCGUCCCGUCUGUGGAUCUCUCAGCUGAGAGUAGCAGUGUGACGUCAUUGAGCAAUAUGCCACUGCGGAAGACAAUCACAUCCAGCAGCUUGACGUCAAGUGACAGUGGCCAUGGGUCGUGUGCGCAAUCAACGGCGGAUAAUCAGAGUAAUUGUUCAGAGAGCAAUAGUGGGCUGUAUCACGUUGCAUCGUCUAUUGUGCACAAUUCCCCGUCGCCAACACUCCAGCAGAGGCGUCAUUCAGCAAUGCACGGCUCCUGCGGAUUGGGCAAUUAUAUCAUGUCAACACCGGCAAUUGGGGUGCCUCCGCCACCGCAUCAUCACCCCCAUGCGCAUGGCCCGUCAAAUUCCCAAGCAUUGAAUGGAGAUCUCCCCUAUCAACUCACACCAAUCGUCUCACCACUCCAUGGGUCCACGACAAACUUUCUCACAUCACCACAAUUUCAUUCUGGCACACGAUACAACGCGCAUCCAAUGGUGGCAAGUGUGGGUGGACACGGGGCUAGGGGUGCAGGAUGCCCACGGCUACCACCAGCCUAUAGUGUUGCAGCACAAAUGGCACGCUUGCAUCGUCUCGGGAGGGCACACAGCCACGAGGGGGUGACAACAGUGACAGCAGCAGGGAAUCCCGGGGGGUUGAUUGCGCCCCAAACGCACUACCGCCCAGAGCCAGAGGAUGAAGAUGAAGAUGAUGACGAGGAGACGCAAGUGUCGGCAGUCUAAAGGAAAAGAAAAAAAAGAGAGACAAAUAGUAAGUUUUUUUUCUCACAUUCCAAGACAAGACAACACACCACAUUUAAAAAAACUAACGAAACACCAAAAGAUUUAUUAAAAGAAAAAAAUAUUGCCUCUUGUUUAUUUUGUCAAUAUUUGUUAACUAAUUUAAUUCCCAAUUUUAGAUUUAGAAUUUGAGUCUUUUUUUUUUAAUUGCAAAUAUUCCUCUUAAAUAAAUAUUAAUUUAGUGCUAAAAA